ACGAGGAAGUUUUAAACAGCGUGUAAAUAUCUUGAGUGUAAAUUUAGUCAGAAAAGAGGAAGUUUAAAGUAAUUUAGCGACUUAUAAGACAUUCUGAGUUGUAUUUUAUGUUUUGGACUUCGGGCUCUGUUUUUGACAUUAACAUUGUGUUAUCUUAUAAUAAAAAUAUUUUUUGACAACAAGAAGUUUUGUUUAGAGGUGAAAACUAGGACACUAUUUACACGCCAUGUACCCGGAUAAUCUUAACUCUGUUCAGCGACCCUAACUCAGUGCCAACAUGGCUGACAGAAAGACGAUAGAAUAUAAGGAGCGGUUCACAUGAUACUAUAUAAUCGGGCAUCAGGAUCAUGGCAGUGUCAGAUCGGAAGGUUUCUGAUUUUCGUGGAUCAGUAUCUAAAGGUUCAGCAGAGGAUUUUGACCACAGUUGUGAACCAUGUCUAGCUAUUGGUCAGCAUGUAGAAGCUCAUGGAUUUUGCGUGGACUGUCAGGAAUACAUGUGCAAGAACUGUUCUGCUUAUCACCAACGGAUAAAAGCUACGAAGCAUCAUAAUCUUCUUAAUAUAGAUAGCAUGGGCAAACACACCAUUCAUAGUACAGAUUCGGCAGUGUGCACGGAAAAGUGCCAUAUUCACAAAAAUGAGUUCAUGAAGUUUUUCUGCACAAACCAUGAAUUUCUCGGAUGUACUGAUUGUAUAACUCUAAAUCACAGGACAUGUAAAAUUGAUUACAUACCUGAUAAAUGUGCGGGUAUUGGAGACAGUGACGAAUACAGGGAAUUAAUGACAGAACUGGAUCGAAAGAUGAAACAUAUGGAUGCCAUGCUCGAAAAGGCAACACUACAAGACAAAGAGGUGGAUUCCUCCUAUGACCAUAUUAUAAAAGAAAUUACGAAGUUCCGCAAGGAGAUAAAUGAUCGCUUAGAUCAAUUACAAAAACAAAUUGAGACAGAGGCUGACAAGAAGAAGUUCACAGAAAAACAAACAGUCAAAAAGGUGAUUGAAACAUGCACAGCAGCUUCUUCAGAUAUCAUGAAAUUCAAGUCAAAUCUUCAAGACAGCAAAACUUCACAACAGAAUGGGCAACUCUACAUCCGGAUCAAACAAGCCAAAUUCAGACUAAAGUCUUAUGAUUUGAAGAAUGCUCAAGAAUCUUUGGAUAAGACUAGCAUCCAAUACACAUUUGAAAGAAACAAAGAAUUAGAGAACCUCCUUACUAAGCUGGAUAUAUUUGGGAAGUUGACCCUACCCACUACCCUGGUGAAGAAAAAGCAGUUGAACCUAUCCACUACCAUGGUGAAGAAUGUACAUUUGAGCCUAUCCACUCCUCUGGUGACUCCAAGAAAGAAGAAAGUAUUUGAUACGUUGACUCACAGGGGAGAUAUAAAUGUAAAGACAAAGUCAGAUAAAAAUGAAUGUGGUAUCACAGGAUAUACAGUGUUAUCCUCUAACAAAGUUAUACUGGCUGAUAACAACAACAAUAAACUGAAAGUUGUAGACACGUAUAGUAAAGCUGUGAUAGAGGAGAAGGAACUUGACUCUGAACCAUAUGACAUUGCUGUACUGCCUCAAGACAAGAUUGCUGUAACAAUGCCAGAGAAGGAAGAGAUCCUUAUAAUGAAGACAAAUGGUAAACUGUCAAUCAGCCGGAGAAUUCCAAUGAAAAAAUGUUGUAACGGUAUAACUUAUCAUCAAGGUCAGUUCUAUGUGGUUUGCUGGCAUCCUUACAGUGUGCAUUUAGUAGAUACACACGGAAAUGUCAAUAGCAAAAUUUCCCUUAACAGCGAGAUAUUUUCCUCCCCAAACUAUAUACUGCUCAGUGAAGAUGCCAGACAUAUCUACAUCAGUAACUAUACUAGUCACAAUGUAAGCUGUGUUACAUUACACGGUGAUAUAUCAGCUGUAUACAAGCACAAUGACCUAUAUGGACCAGUGGGAAUGGCCAUGUUAGAUGAUGGAUCAUUGCUGGUGUGCUGCUACAAUAACAACACAAUACAUCAUAUCUCAGGAGACUUGAAGCAAGGUCAGACAAUCAUAGGUGGAUUACAGAAACCACAGACUAUAUGCUACAAUCAGCAACAACAAGAAGUCUAUAUUGGUGGAGAUAGUGAUCAGCUUAAGAUUAUGAAAUAGCAUGCACUGUGUAAAUAAAAUCUAAUUAUGUCAUAUUUGUAGCAAUAAAAGGCUUAAAAGUACUGACUUAAAGCAUGUGCUUGUACAUAUAGCUUCAUCCACAGCAUGAAAUAGAACAGUUGGGACAUGGGCACUCUCUUAACGAAACACAGCACCAUGCAUUAUCGCUUCUACGUACAAAGAAGAAGAAGAUGAAAUAAAAAAGAAAAAAAAUCUGUUUCAACAAUUUUUUAUAACAAAUGAAAAUAAUUAAUCAUACAUAUUUUCUGUUCAAAUUCUAUUUGAAAGCUGUUACUAUGAAUGUGAUAUUUAUUGUACACUCAAGAAAAGUAAAAACGCAACAUCCAUUAGCGAAAAAUAUUUAUGCAUCCCCCUCCCCCCGCCCCUUCGAAGGCGGAGGGGUAUAUUGUUUUACAGAUGUCAGUCGGUCUGUCAGUAGGUAGGUCGGUCUGUCGGUCGGUAUGUAGACCAAUCCAUUUUCGGAUGAUAACUCAAGAACGCUUGGGCCUAGGAUCAAGAAAGUUGAUAGGGAGCAGAUUGUGCAAUUACUGAAUGCAUCAAGGGGGCAUUUCGUGUUCUACCAUUUCUUGCUCAUUCUUGCGACUUGUGUGCAAACAUUUUGGUGAAUAUUUAUCAUUAUUCAUUAAAUCUGAUCUAAUAUGUU
This is a messenger RNA of Mercenaria mercenaria, 2793 nucleotides long. RefSeq lists its product as uncharacterized. The transcript has 2 exons. Lineage: Eukaryota; Metazoa; Mollusca; Bivalvia; Venerida; Veneridae. Gene Ontology annotation, molecular function: ubiquitin-protein transferase activity. The record is from RefSeq and is a predicted model, not a curated record. Gene Ontology annotation, biological process: positive regulation of DNA-templated transcription. Gene Ontology annotation, cellular component: nucleoplasm; chromatin. Bases 348 to 2129 code for a protein of 593 amino acids.